Molecule: messenger RNA, 654 nt
Organism: Dioscorea cayenensis subsp. rotundata (Guinea yam)
Lineage: Eukaryota; Viridiplantae; Streptophyta; Magnoliopsida; Dioscoreales; Dioscoreaceae
Exons: 5
Coding region: 1-552 (183 amino acids)
Biological process (GO): negative regulation of DNA recombination; negative regulation of t-circle formation; telomeric loop disassembly
Cellular component (GO): nucleus
Molecular function (GO): DNA polymerase binding; nucleic acid binding; ATP binding
Source: RefSeq, a predicted model, not a curated record
AUGAACAAACGGGCAAACGAUCCUCUCCCUCAUCCCCAACUCAAAGAUCAAGCUCGGCCGCCUCGUGCUCCAACCCCAGCGAUCCUCACCCUCAACACCUCCUUCGGCGUCACCAUUGCCAGUGAAGCCACGGCCGGUGCCGACGACGACAUCCCUUCCGGGCUUCUUCUCGAUCGAGGCUUCCCAUCACCGACAAGCUUGAAGCCCUUCGCGAAGAGAACGCCGAGCUCUGCAUCGCUGAGAACGACUUUGCCAAACUCCUCUCCAAAAUCCCCAACACUGGAGAUUCGUCUCAAACGUGAUUACUUGGAUCAGCAUGCCCUAUCCCAGAAAGGACAUUCUAAGGUGCUGACUAGUGAGGAUUGGUAUGUCCAGCAAGCUACAAGGGAUGUGAAUCAGGCUGUUGGGCGGGUUAUUAGACGCCGUCAUGAUUAUGGUUCACACGACAAAGUCAUCAAUGCCAAAUGUCAUAUUGGCUACGACCCCAUGUUCAAGCUAAGUUAUCUGAAACUGGGGUUGAUACAACCAGAUAUGAAGAUGAUGCAUCUUUGAAGAGCUUACACAAAACUAACCUAAGAAAUCUGCCUCAGAAUUCUUGCAUAGCUAGUGCAAGUAUCCACAUUAAACCAAUCUUUAAACUUCCAUCAUGUUGAC